Molecule: messenger RNA, 966 nt
Organism: Myotis daubentonii (Daubenton's bat)
Lineage: Eukaryota; Metazoa; Chordata; Mammalia; Chiroptera; Vespertilionidae
Product: serine protease 41-like
Exons: 7
Coding region: 1-966 (321 amino acids)
Biological process (GO): proteolysis
Molecular function (GO): serine-type endopeptidase activity
Source: RefSeq, a predicted model, not a curated record
AUGGGCGCUGGAGUCGGGGUGCUGCUGCUGGCGCAGCUGUUGGUGAGGGUCAAACUCGAGAUGCAGGGGUUGCAGGAUCAGAACCAGCUGUUUUCAGGUAAGGCUUUCAAGAAGUCGUCGUGGCUGAAGCAGCCUUGUGGCCGCCGGAACGUCCACUCGCUCAUAGUGGGCGGAAUGGAGUCUGCUCGCGGGCGCUGGCCGUGGCAGGUGAGCCUGCGGCUCCGUCACAAAGGCCACAGAUGCGCGGGGAGCCUGCUCAACCGGCGCUGGGUGCUCUCGGCCGCGCACUGCUUCCGGAAACACAGGGACCCGUCGAAUUGGAUGGCCCAGUUUGGUGAGCUGUCUUCCAGGCCGUCUCUUUGGAACUUGGGGGCCAUCUCCCACCGUUUCAGCGUGCAGGACAUUAUUGUGUACCCUCACUUCAAGGAGUCGUCACUCAACGACAUCGCCUUGCUGAGGCUGACCUCCUCUGUCACCUACAACAAGUACAUCCAGCCCAUCUGUGUUAUGGCCUCCGCCUUCGAAUUCCAGAGCCAGAGUAACUGCUGGGUGACCGGCUGGGGGGACAUCCGUGAGAAUAAAAAGCUGCCAGCUCCCUACAUCCUCCAGGAAGUACGGGUCUCCAUCAUAAACAACUCCCGGUGUAACGACCUGUUCCGACAGCCCAAUUUCUUCUAUAGACUGGCAGAUGAUGUGAUUUGUGCAGGCUCUGAGGAUGGCAAACAUGACGCCUGCGAAGGUGACUCAGGCGGACCCUUGACCUGUGAGAAGAAUGGACUGUGGACUCAGAUUGGAAUCGUGAGCUGGGGAAUAGGCUGUGGUCGGCCCAACCGACCCGGUGUCUACACCAACAUCAGUAGGUACUUCAGCUGGAUCCAGAAGCACACGGCCCACAGCGCACCCAGGCCAGACCCCUUCCCACUACUGCUGCUCCUCCCUCUGCUCUGGGCUGCCCCACUCGUGUAG